AUGGCGGCAAAGGGCGGUUUGAAGACGAUCGCCGGGGAGGAAAAUGAAGACAGAUUCGGUUAUGUGUUUGCUGUAUCUGGACCUGUCGUCACGGCAGAGAAGAUGUCUGGAUCAGCUAUGUACGAGCUGGUGCGUGUCGGAUACAACGAAUUAGUAGGAGAGAUCAUUCGUCUUGAGGGUGACAUGGCCACUAUACAAGUAUACGAGGAAACCUCAGGUGUAACAGUAGGUGACCCCGUCCUCCGUACUGGCAAGCCUCUGUCCGUGGAGCUUGGUCCGGGUAUCCUGGGGUCCAUCUUCGACGGGAUCCAACGACCCCUCAAAGACAUCAACGAGCUCACCAGCAGCAUCUACAUUCCCAAGGGAGUUAACGUCCCCUGUCUGGCUAGAGAGGUCGACUGGGAAUUCAACCCUCUCAAUGUUAAGGUGGGCUCCCACAUCACCGGAGGUGAUUUAUACGGUAUCGUGCACGAGAACACUCUGGUGAAGCACAAGAUGUUGAUCCCGCCCCGCGCCAAGGGUACCGUGACGUACAUCGCACCCGCCGGCAACUACAAGGUGACGGACGUGGUGCUGGAGACGGAGUUCGACGGAGAGAAGAACCAGUACAGCAUGCUGCAGGUGUGGCCCGUGAGGCAGCCGCGCCCCGUCACCGAGAAGCUGCCCGCCAACCACCCGCUGCUGACCGGCCAGAGGGUGCUCGACUCGCUGUUCCCCUGCGUACAGGGAGGCACCACCGCCAUCCCCGGCGCCUUCGGUUGCGGCAAGACCGUCAUCUCGCAGGCGCUGUCCAAGUACUCCAACUCGGACGUCAUCAUCUACGUCGGGUGCGGGGAGCGUGGUAACGAGAUGUCUGAAGUACUGCGGGACUUCCCCGAGCUGACGGUGGAGAUCGAGGGCGUCACCGAGUCCAUCAUGAAGCGCACGGCCCUGGUGGCCAACACGUCCAACAUGCCGGUGGCUGCCCGCGAGGCCUCCAUCUACACGGGCAUCACGCUGUCCGAGUACUUCCGUGACAUGGGUUACAACGUGUCCAUGAUGGCCGACUCCACCUCCCGUUGGGCCGAAGCCCUGCGUGAGAUCUCCGGUCGUCUGGCCGAGAUGCCCGCCGACUCCGGCUACCCGGCCUACCUGGGCGCGCGGCUGGCCUCCUUCUACGAGCGCGCGGGCCGCGUCAAGUGCCUCGGCAACCCGGACCGCGAGGGCUCCGUGUCCAUCGUGGGCGCCGUGUCCCCGCCCGGAGGAGACUUCUCGGACCCCGUGACGGCCGCCACGCUGGGCAUCGUGCAGGUGUUCUGGGGCUUGGACAAGAAGCUGGCGCAGAGGAAGCACUUCCCCUCCAUCAACUGGCUCAUCUCCUACAGCAAGUACAUGCGCGCGCUGGACGAGUUCUACGAGAAGAACUACCCCGAGUUCGUGCCGCUGAGGACCAAGGUGAAGGAGAUCCUGCAGGAGGAGGAGGACCUGUCGGAGAUCGUGCAGCUCGUGGGCAAGGCGUCGCUGGCCGAGACCGACAAGAUCACGCUGGAGGUGGCCAAGCUGCUCAAGGACGACUUCCUGCAGCAGAACAGCUACUCGGCCUACGACCGCUUCUGUCCGUUCUACAAGACGGUGGGCAUGUUGAAGAACAUCAUCGCCUUCUACGACAUGUCGCGCCACGCGGUGGAGUCCACGGCCCAGUCGGACAACAAGGUGACGUGGAACGUGAUCAGGGACGCCAUGUCCUCGGUGCUGUACACGCUGUCCUCCAUGAAGUUCAAGGACCCGGUGAAGGACGGCGAGGCCAAGAUCAAGGCGGACUUCGACCAGCUGCUGGAGGACAUGUCGGCCGCCUUCCGCAACCUCGAGGACUAG
Messenger RNA from Danaus chrysippus (African queen), 1854 nucleotides. NCBI's taxonomy places the organism in Eukaryota, Metazoa, Arthropoda, Insecta, Lepidoptera, Nymphalidae. The record is from the annotation of a GenBank genome assembly.